Molecule: messenger RNA, 1059 nt
Organism: Oppia nitens
Lineage: Eukaryota; Metazoa; Arthropoda; Arachnida; Sarcoptiformes; Oppiidae
Product: homeobox protein 4-like
Exons: 3
Coding region: 1-1059 (352 amino acids)
Source: RefSeq, a predicted model, not a curated record
AUGUCAGACAUUGAUGAGGAAACUAUCGUUAACAACAAAUGUAAAGAAAAGUGUAAAAAUAUUUAUGGUUGUUUCGAAAAUUCUUAUACUAUUCAUCGUAGAAAUGAAAAUAGUAGUAAUUUGAAUGGAAAUUAUUUUAUCGAAAUUGAAAAAUUAAACGAUUUGGAUGUUAUUUACGAAGAAUCAGAUAAGAUUUCAUGGCAUUUAUUAAAUAAACAAAAGAAAAAGAAACCUGUACCCAAACAUAAUGUUUAUUAUCAUGUCGGCGAUAAUAAUGUCGUUAUUCGACCAAUUGUUAAUAAUCCAGUGGUUACCAAUUCUGUCAAUAAUAAUCCGAUUCAAAUCAGUCGUAAUGUUAAUUCAGUUAAUCAUAAUCGAAAUUUAUUAGUUCGAAGACCACGUCUCCUAUCACGUGUCUCCACCAAUCCCAUAGUACCCGUCAGUGUCUCCAUCAACCCUAUUAUACCCAAUCGUCUGACAAACAAUACAAUUGUCGCACAUAAUCCAAUUCUAACCAAUCGAGUGGCAAACAAUGUGGCMAACAAUCCCAUUGUUCCCAAUAUUGUCAAAUCCCAUUGUUCCAACAAUAUUGUUCCCAAUAUUGUCGCACAUAAUCCAAUUCUAACCAAUAGAGUGGCAAACAAUGUGGCAAACAAUCCCAUUGUUCCCAAUAUUGUCGCACAUAAUCCAAUUCUAACCAAUCGAGUGGCAAACAAUGUGGCCAACAAUCCCAUUGUUCCCAAUAUUGUCGCACAUAAUCCAAUUCUAACCAAUCGAGUGGCAAACAAUGUGGCCAACAAUCCCAUUGUUCCCAAUAUUGUCGCACAUAAUCCAAUUCUAACCAAUCGAGUGACAAACAAUUCAAUUGUUACCAAUCGAUUGGCAAAUAAUCCCAUUAUACCCAUAAUUGAAGCAAACAAUGUGGCUAACAAUCCCAUUGUUCCCAAUAGUAUGGCAAACAAUUCAAGUAUACCCAACAAUCCAAUUGUACCCAACAGUAUGGUUACUAUUCGUCCAAAUAAUGUAUCAUUUCGUCGCCGAAAAAGUCAACUUUAUUAA